Molecule: messenger RNA, 1710 nt
Organism: Vicia villosa (hairy vetch)
Lineage: Eukaryota; Viridiplantae; Streptophyta; Magnoliopsida; Fabales; Fabaceae
Exons: 5
Coding region: 1-1710 (569 amino acids)
Source: RefSeq, a predicted model, not a curated record
AUGGAAGACGGUAUUAUUGACGAUCAAGAGUGGCAAGAAGAAGUCGUUGUCUUACGCUCCGAGACUGCUCAGGUUCUUGCAACCCAGACUCAAUCCGGUUAUGAAUACCUACAUGAUGUUCAUGAAUCAACUCGAUCUAUGAAGCUGUUGGAUAGAGGAAUCAUUACUAUAUCAAGAAAGAAAAGAAAUGAGGAAACUCAUUCUGUUAACAUGGUGCAUGGAUGCCCUGGGAGAAUUUGUUUUGUAAAUCCUCGAGGCUGUCGUCAAGUCAGAAAAGAAAUUCAGAAGAUGUUGGAUGAGAGGACUCUCCACAUUACUUAUGAAAGAGAUGAUGACAUUAAUAUGGUGACUGCUGAGUUUCCGGUCCCCGAAGUUGUGGAGAUAUCUUAUGAUAGUCAAAACAUGGUUGUUAUUCCUCUCACAAUUCAAAUGCCAAAGCCAUUUCCUUACAACUCAAGUACUAUUGUUCCUUGGAGAUAUGGUGCUACCAUCAUAACAGGGGGAGAAGAAGUUAGUUCUGGACCUGAGUCGACUGUUGUGAACAUUGCUGAUGUAAGCCGUAUGACUCGAAGCGGUCGUUUGUUUGCACCAAUUCCUCCUAAGACCAGAAGUAAUUUGGCUGUACAAGUUCCUCCUCAGAAGGAUGUGCCUAGAGAAGAUCCUUUUAUCCCUAAACCCGUCUUUGAAACUAAAGAUGAUGAUGCGGAAGAAUUUCUGAACCUAAUCAAGAAGAGUGACUACAAGGUGGUUGACCAACUCCUUCAGACACAAUCAAAGAUAUCCCUGUUGGCCUUAUUGGUACACUCAAAAGCUCACCUGAAUGCACUAAUAAAAGUUCUGAAGCAAGCCUACAUUGAACAAGAUGCAACCCUUGAGCAGUUUGAUAAUGUUCUUUCCAACAUCACCGUCAACAAUGUAUUGAGCUUUAGUAAAGAAGAAAUGGAGCAUAAUCAUGCCCUACACAUCUCCAUUGAAUAUGGAGAAGAUACCCUGACAAAUGUGCUAGUUGAUAAUGGUUCAUCCUUGAAUGUCGUGCCCAGAAGCACCUUAGAAAGAUUGUCCUAUCAAGGGGCGACUAUAAGGCUGAAUGGGUUUGUUGUGAAAGCUUUUGAUGGUUCAAAGUGCACUGUGAUUGGAGAGAUUGAUCUUCCUAUCCACAUCGGACCUUAUGAUUUUGAUAUCACUUUUCAAAUAAUGGACAUCUACCCCGCUUACAGCUGUUUAUUGGGAAGACCCUGGAUCCAUAGUGCUGGAGCUGUUACAUCCAUUUUCCACCAGAUGAUGAAGUUUGCUGUGAGAGACAAGUUGAUUACUUUUUAUGGAGAACAAACUAUAUUCGUGAGUCAUUUGUCUUCUAUCCCCAAUAUUGAAGAAUUUGAAGCUCAAUUCCAAGCUUUGGAAACUGUUAAUCCUGAGUAUGGAAAGAAAGCUGGUGCGUCUAUUUCAUCCUGGAAAGAUGCCCAACAAGUGGUUGCCCAACGAUCUUAUGAAGGCUGGGGAUUAUCUCUUGAUAAACCCGCUGAAAACAAUGAUCCUAGGCCCUCUCCCAACUUUGAAUACCCUGUGUACGAAGCUGGAGAAGAGAGUAGUGAAGAGAUCCUUGAAGAGAUCACCCAUCUACUUGAGCACGAGGAAAAGAUCAUUGAGCCGCACAAAGAGCCUUUGGAAGUAAUCAAUUUAGGUACUGAAGAAGAGAAAAGAGAAAUGUGA